AUAAUUCUAUCAGUCUUGCUACCAACUGAUGCGAAUAAUUUAAAUAGUUUCUUUAAUCUUGUUUAUCUAAUUAAUACUUGGGUGUAUUAUCCGAAUAGCAAUCAAAAUUCUAAAUUUAUUAGUGACUUAAUUAAUAUUGUUACUACUUAUGGUUUUGACGGAAUUGAUAUUGAUUAUCCUUAUAAACUUCCAUGCGGUCAAUCCGGAUUUGGUACUAUUUUUUCAAGUUUCCUAACUGGCAUAUCAGCAAAAUUAUUUGGUAGUGGUAAGAGUUUAACGAUUACGGCAGGCCAAUAUCCUAUAAAUAUGACCGAUACGGUCUAUGGUUACAUUGAUUUUAUAAAUAUUCAGGCAUUUCGUCUUAAUAUAAAUAAUGUGUCUGCAAGUGCUGGAAUAGACAAAAUCUCACAAAUUUUGAGUUCUUGGAAUGUUUUUGUAAAUAAUUCAAAACUCGUUUUAGGCGUUGAAUUUGGUGGCAUUUUCGAAUAUGUUUCUUCAAAUAGUAUUAAAUCAGACAUUGAGAAUCAACAUCUUCAAAUAGUAAAUGACACAAACCCUAAGUUUCCUUUAACCAACAAUGAACUGAUCUCAGAUCAAUGUAAUCGUUCAUCAUAUGCAUACUUGUCAUGGGAAAAUUUAAAUAGUUUAUUAUCACCAUCUUCUUGUCCUACAAAUUUAAUUUCAUCAUCGUCAGCAUGGACCUAUGGCUUUGUUAGCAACGCGAAACAACCAUAUCUUUACCAGCAAUCAAAUUCUAAUCCGUCAAAAUUCUAUGUUGCUUUCUAUGAAGAUUAUCAAUC
Cetraspora pellucida is the source of this 800-nucleotide messenger RNA. NCBI's taxonomy places the organism in Eukaryota, Fungi, Glomeromycota, Glomeromycetes, Diversisporales, Gigasporaceae. The record is from the annotation of a GenBank genome assembly.